Prunus armeniaca (apricot) is the source of this 1833-nucleotide messenger RNA. The record is from the annotation of a GenBank genome assembly. Lineage: Eukaryota; Viridiplantae; Streptophyta; Magnoliopsida; Rosales; Rosaceae.
AUGGACAACUCCUCCAAAGUCAACAAUUUGUCGCCAAUUUUCAACAUGGAGAUCGAGAGAGCAGUUCAACUUCGAAGUCCUCGGCACUUGUUCAUGGAGAUGGAGCAGUUCAAAGGCCACCCUCGCCUGCCGAAAUGGUACGACAUAACGCUCAAACCGGACCUCACCGCCUGCAGUUUCGGCGGCUCCGUCGCAGUCCACCUCGACAUCGUCUGCCGACCUCUCCGUCGAUGCCGCUUCCGUGUCUUUCGCUUCCUCCAAGUUGAGACAUUUGAAGAAGAUGGGAUUUUGGUUCUGGAGUUUGGGGAGACGCUGCCGAUUGGUUCGGGAGUUUUGGGCAUUAGGUUUGAAGGAAUUUUGAAUGACAAGAUGAAGGGAUUCUACAGAAGUACAUAUGAGCAUAAUGGUGAGAAGAAAAAUAUGGCAGUUACGCAGUUUGCACCGGUUGAUGCCAGGCGGUGCUUUCCCUGCUGGGAUGAACCUGCUUGGAAGGCUACAUUCAAGAUUAGAUUGGAUGAUGUUCCAUCUGAAUUAGUAGCUCUUUCCAACGUGCCGAUUGUAGAAGAAAAAGUGGACGGACAUCUGAAGACAGUUUCAUUUCAAGAAUCACCAAUCAUGUCUACAUAUUUGGUGGCCGUUGUUGUUGGGUUGUUUGAUUAUGUUGAAGAUCAUACAUCUGAUGGGGUCAAAGUUCGGGUAUAUUGUCAAGUUGGUAAGGCAAACGAAGGGAAGUUUGCUUUGGACGUUGCUGUCAAGACUCUUGAAUUUUACAAAGAUUACUUUGCUGUGCCAUACUCUUUGCCCAAAUUGGAUAUGGUUGCAAUCCCUGAUUUUCCUGGCGCCAUGGAGAAUUAUGGUUUAGUUACAUACCAAGAAACCACUUUGCUCUUUGACGAACAGCACUCUGCAGCUGCGAACAAGCAAUGGGUUGCAACUGCCGUGGCACAUGAAUUGGUACACCAGUGGUUUGGCAAUCUUGUAACGAUGGAAUGGUGGACACUUUUAUGGCCGAAGGAGGGAUUUGCAACAUGGGUGAGCUAUUUAGUUACUGAUAGCUUGUUCCCAGAGUGGAAAAUGUGGGCAAAGUUUCUUGAUGAAAUUACUGGGGGUCUUAAGCUGGAUGGGCUUGAAGGAUCUCACCUCAUUGAGGUGGAGAUCAAUCACGCUGCUGAGGUUGUUGAAAUAUUUGAUGCAAUAAGUUAUAGAAAAGGAGGUUCUGUUAUCCGGAUGCUACAAAACUAUCUUGGUGCUUCCAUGUUAGUCCUUUGGUCACUUGCUGCAUACAUAAAAAAGCAUGCUUUCUCAAAUGCAGAGACAGAAGAUUUAUGGGCUGCCCUUCAGGAGGGAUCUGGUGAACCUGUGAACAAGCUAAUGAAUUCAUGGACACAGCAAAAAGGUUACCCGGUUAUCUCUGUCAAAGUCAAAGAUCAGAAAUUGGAGUUUGAGCAGAUAAGUAAUAAGCUGGCAACAAUUGCCGCUGAUGCUGUGCCUGAGCUACUGGAUCUCAUUAAUCAAUUCUUUAUUGGCCUUUUCCAGUACUCUGCAGAGAAGCUUGGUUGGGAGCCUAAACCCGGUGAGAGCCAAUUAGAUGCAAUGUUGAGAGGAGACAUUUUGACUGCCCUUGCUUUGUCUUCAUUUGAGAAGGUUAAUGAAGUAGAUGAGUUCUUCAAAUUCCAUCCCAACCCGUCGAUAACAAGGACCUUGAAGCAGAGCAUUGAACAGGUACAGAUUAAUGCCAAAUGGGUUCAUAGUGUUCAGAGUGUUCAGAGUGAGAAACAUCUUGCCGAUGUUGUGACGGAGUUGGCCACAGGAAAUACUAGGCUCUAUGUUUAG